Messenger RNA from Meriones unguiculatus (Mongolian gerbil), 2487 nucleotides. It is a transcript of the gene Khdrbs2, whose product is annotated as KH RNA binding domain containing, signal transduction associated 2. The coding region runs from base 196 to 1293 and encodes 365 amino acids. The record is from RefSeq and is a predicted model, not a curated record. Gene Ontology annotation, biological process: regulation of alternative mRNA splicing, via spliceosome. Gene Ontology annotation, cellular component: nucleus. NCBI's taxonomy places the organism in Eukaryota, Metazoa, Chordata, Mammalia, Rodentia, Muridae. The transcript is spliced from 10 exons. Gene Ontology annotation, molecular function: mRNA binding; poly(A) binding.
GGCAGCCUCGGCAGCUGAAGCCGCGGCCGGAGCCGGGCAGGGGCUCCGGAGAGACAGGUACCGGCGCGGGCGGCGCAGCCCCAGGCGCCAGAGCUGCGCUCACCGCGGGAAGGACGGUCCCCGAGGGAGCCAGCGGCCGCGGCGUCCGAGCAGGCGGGGUUCGAGCCCGGCCCGGCACGGUCCGAAGUCCGCGCUAUGGGAGAAGAGAAAUACUUGCCCGAGCUGAUGGCAGAGAAGGAUAGCCUGGAUCCAUCUUUUGUGCACGCGUCGCGCCUUCUGGCGGAAGAACAGAGUACUACAGUUAAAAGGAGGAUCAUUAAGAGGCAGCAUGGAGAAAUUGAAAAAUUUCAAGGUUCAGAUGGAAAAAAAGAAGAUGAGGAAAAGAAAUAUCUCGAUGUCAUCAGCAACAAAAACAUAAAGCUUUCCGAAAGAGUAUUGAUUCCUGUUAAACAAUACCCAAAGUUCAAUUUUGUGGGAAAACUGCUUGGACCAAGAGGAAACUCCUUGAAGAGGCUACAGGAAGAAACAGGCGCUAAAAUGUCUAUCCUGGGCAAAGGAUCGAUGCGAGAUAAAGCAAAGGAAGAAGAGCUGAGGAAGAGCGGGGAGGCCAAAUAUGCCCAUCUGAGCGACGAGCUACAUGUACUAAUUGAAGUGUUUGCUCCUCCCGGGGAAGCUUAUUCACGGAUGAGUCAUGCCCUGGAAGAGAUUAAAAAAUUCCUGGUGCCUGACUACAAUGAUGAAAUCCGUCAAGAACAGCUCCGGGAGUUGUCUUACUUAAACGGCUCAGAAGAGUCUGGCCGUGGCCGGGGUAUUAGAGGCAGAGGGAUCAGAAUAGCUCCCACAGCCCCUUCCAGGGGCCGUGGGGGUGCUCUUCCCCCACCACCACCACCUGGACGAGGUGUUCUCACCCCUCGGGGUGCCACUGUGACCCGUGGAGCUCUCCCAGUGCCCCCAAUAGCCAGAGGUGUCCCUACACCUCGAGCCCGGGGGACGGCAGCAAUACCGGGAUACCGAGCACCCCCUCCUCCAGCUCACGAGGCUUAUGAAGACUAUGGGUAUGAUGAUGGAUAUGGAGGUGAAUAUGAUGACCAGACCUAUGAGGCUUAUGAUAACAGCUACAUGACCCCAACACAAAGUGUGCCUGAAUACUAUGACUAUGGUCAUGGAGUAAAUGAGGAUGCCUAUGACAGCUACGCACCGGAAGAAUGGGCCACAACUCGCUCCAGCCUGAAGGCACCACCACCAAGGUCAGCCAGAGGGGGAUACAGGGAACACCCCUAUGGUAGAUAUUGAAGGUCCGCUUCACCUGUGACCUCCUCAAAGACAAUUCAUAGCCUGUGGUGUCCACAUAAACAGCAACAAGACAAGUAAUAGUCCUUUUUUUGUUUGUUUGUUUUUUCUAUUCUAGGGAUAACAGCUUAUAAUUCCUUCCACCUAUUUCUUGUAUUCCCCACUAUACUGUUGAUGUGACAUUGACACUAGAAUUAUUUUAUAAAACACUGAAAACAAACAUUGGCAAGCAUAGUUUACAAACCAUUCAGUAGGUUGAUACUCUUGAUUGUUUUUUUUUAUUGUUGUGUGUAAACCCCCUUUCCCUUUUGUUUUUAGUUUCAUUUUCCUUUCUUUUGUAAGAAAGAGCAUGAAUCUGUUAGCAGAUUUUGAGUCUCUACCAACUAGCAGAACCUUUGUUUAGGGAUGUUAAAAAAAACUGUAAUAUGAUUUUGAACUAGUUGAUAAUAAAGCUGUAGAUAAGAUGUUUUAACCUGUCUUUUUAAUAUCUGUUAGUUAGAUGGAGAUGUUCAAUAUUAAGUUGUAAAUUUAAUUUUUAAAUGCUGUUUUAAUGGGGUUGAAAACAAGCAGCUACUGUAUGUAUGCAGCUAACUGAAUUUGUUCAGUGUUUUAACCUGUAUUUGUUUAAAAAAAAAAAGAAAGAAAAAACACACAUAAAGUUCCAUGUGUAAGCUUCUCUAAAUAGGAACCACAAUUUGUCAAAUAUGUUUGCCAUAAUUUGUCAAUAAAUCUGAAGGCUUUUGUAAAAACUAAAUUUGGAAUUACUUGUUUUCUAACUUUAAAUGCCUGCUUUAUUUCUUCUUCAAGAGAUGCCUAAAAUGUUUUCUAUUUAAAAAUUACAAAAAUGAACCCAAGCCUGUUUUAAGAUAUUUGUGUAAUACUUUAAAAUGUAUUAAUAACUUAUGGUUGUUAAAUAAUUUAAAAGUUAACAAACUAAACUGUUACAUGAAUCAUGGUUAGUGAACACUAAUGUAUAACAUGUUAAUGGAAGAAAUGGAUUUAGAAUAAUAAAUGGAUUUUAAACUAUCCUCUAAGCUUUAUCUUGCUAAACACAAAUUCUGAUUGACUUGUUUGCACUAGCAUGUCUCUCCUGAGAAAGAGUAAUGGAGUAUAAAGAGGUAAGAUUACCACUUACCACUGUCUAAAUGCCUAGUUCUUCAACCUUUGAGUUUCCCCUCACAUUAAAUAUCCCAUCCA